Messenger RNA from Aspergillus alliaceus, 1503 nucleotides. RefSeq names its product MFS transporter. Lineage: Eukaryota; Fungi; Ascomycota; Eurotiomycetes; Eurotiales; Aspergillaceae. The coding region runs from base 1 to 1500 and encodes 499 amino acids. Gene Ontology annotation, biological process: transmembrane transport. Gene Ontology annotation, molecular function: transmembrane transporter activity. The record is from RefSeq and is a predicted model, not a curated record. The transcript is spliced from 3 exons.
AUGAGUGAGCACUCUCAUCACGGCACUUCUAUGGAAAACGAAGACCGAGAUGUUGAGCGAACACAGCCUGCCCCUGAAAAGGGAAGCCCAGAACCACAUUCUAAGCUUGUUACUUGGAAUGGGCCCCAUGACACGGAAAACCCAAAGAAUUGGAAAACAACUAAGAAAUGGAUGGCGGUAAUUACCGUGUCCUGCUUUACAUUUAUGUCGCCAGCAUCAUCCUCCAUGGUUGCACCCGCUCUCGGUACCAUAUCCAAAGAUUUUAAUGUUGAGAACGAGAUCGAGUCUCAACUCAUGCUAUCAGUCUUCGUUCUUGCAUAUGCUGUUGGACCGCUUUUUCUAGGUCCCCUCUCAGAGAUGUAUGGAAGGGUGCCUGUGCUGCAACUAUCCAACUUACUAUACCUUAUUUUCAACAUCGCAUGUGGUGUAUCGCAAUCUAAGGGGCAGAUGAUCGCCUUCCGGUUUCUUUCAGGGCUAGGUGGUAGUGCUCCUUUAGCUAUAGGAGGCGGUGUAUUGAGCGAUCUUUUCACUCCAGACCAACGUGGCAAGUCCAUUGCUAUAUACAGUCUUGCACCCCUUCUCGGUCCAGCCGUCGCACCAAUAGCAGGAGGAUUCGUAACGGAGAACACCUCAUGGAGAUGGAUCUUCUAUGCCACCUCGAUUGCCGACGGCAUAAUCCAGGCUUUCGGCCUAAUCUUUCUACGCGAAACGUACACCCCUGUGCUCCUCAAACGGAAGGCAAAACGACUCCGCAAAGAAACCGGAGAUCCCAACUACCAGACCGAGGCUGAGCGAAGCAACAACCAAACACUUCUUCAGGCACUCCGUACCUCUCUCAUCCGCCCCUUCAAGCUUCUCGCUACACAACCCAUCGUCCAAUUCAUCGCUUUCUACAUGGCCUACAUCUACGGCCUAAUGUACCUCGUCCUAUCCACCUUCCCAACCCUCUGGACAACCUCCUACAAUGAGACCAUCGGCAUCGGCUCCCUAAAUUACAUCGCCCUGGGCGCAGGCUACUGGCUCGGCUCCCAAUUCUGCGCUGCCCUAAACGACCGCAUCUACCGACGCCUCAAAGCGCGUCACGGCGUCGGCAAACCCGAAUUCCGAACACCCCUUCUCGCUGUCGCAGCCGCACUGACCCCCAUCGGGCUGUUCAUAUACGGCUGGACCGCCCAGGCGCACACGCACUGGAUCGGGCCCGAUAUCGGAGGCUGUAUAUUCUCGCUGGGCACAAUUAUCGCGUAUCAAUGCAUGCAGACUUACCUGGUUGACGCGUACACGAGGUACGCGGCUAGUGCGCUGGCUGCGGCGGCUUGUCUUCGAUCAUUGGCGGGAUUUGGGUUUCCGCUUUUUGCGCCGUAUAUGUAUCAAGCGUUGCACUAUGGGUGGGGGAAUAGUCUUUUGGCCUUUGUUUCGAUUGGAAUUGGGGUGCCGGCUCCUGUCUUUUUGUGGGUUUAUGGGGAAAAGUUGAGAGGUAUGAGUACGUAUGCUGCUGGGUGAGAG